AUGAUGCCAGGCAAUGGACAGUUAACAGUUCCUCCUGGUUUCAGGUUCCACCCUACUGAUGAGGAGCUUCUCUACUAUUACUUGAGGAAGAAAGUUUCUUAUGAAGCCAUUGAUCUUGAUGUCAUAAGAGAAGUGGAUCUCAACAAACUUGAGCCUUGGGACCUCAAAGAUAAAUGUAGGAUUGGGUCAGGGCCUCAGAAUGAGUGGUAUUUCUUCAGUCACAAGGACAAGAAAUACCCGACAGGAACAAGAACAAAUCGAGCAACUACAGCUGGUUUUUGGAAAGCAACUGGAAGGGACAAGGCCAUAUACCACACUAAUUCUAAGAGGAUUGGCAUGAGGAAAACCCUAGUUUUCUACACUGGUCGUGCUCCUCAUGGCCAGAAGACUGAUUGGAUCAUGCAUGAGUAUCGCCUUGAUGAAGAUGAUGCUGACGUUCAGGAAGAUGGGUGGGUGGUAUGCAGGGUUUUCAAAAAGAAAAACCAAAAUCGAGGUUUCCAGCAAGAAAUUGAAGAAGAAGAUCACUUAACCCACAUGAGAACAGUUGGUCCUUGCCAGGUGCUAGAGCCAAAACAUCACAUGCAAGGAGGACUAUAUGACUACAACUUUGAUGGGACAAUGCACCUUCCACAGUUGUUCAGUCCAGAAUCAGCUGUUGCACCAACCACUGCUUCCUUGGCCUCAUCCAUGAAUGCCAUGGACAUACUUGAGUGCUCUCAAAACUUGUUGAGGCUGACAGGUACUGGAUGUGGACUUAAUCUUAUGCAACAACAAGGAGAGAGGUUCAGUGGUGACUGGUCAUUCUUGGACAAGCUACUAGCAUCCCACCAUGGCAUGGAUCAUCAGCAUCAUCCACAAAGCAAAUGUAACCCUCCCACUCACCAAGCUGCAACUCCUGUGGGCACUUCAGCUCAGAAAUUCCCAUUCCACUACCUUGGCUGUGACACCCAUGAUAUCAUGAAAUUUUCCAAGUAG
Molecule: messenger RNA, 975 nt
Organism: Sphenostylis stenocarpa
Lineage: Eukaryota; Viridiplantae; Streptophyta; Magnoliopsida; Fabales; Fabaceae
Source: the annotation of a GenBank genome assembly